CGCCUCCCCUCUUCUCUCUCCCCGCAUCCGAAUACAAAGCGAGAAAAGGAAAAGAAGACAAACAGGAAAGAUGGCGUCCCUGCUCAAAGCGUACAACGCGCUCCUCAUCCGCCGCCCGAUGGCCGCGCAGUGCGCAACCGCCGCGCUGCUCUUUGGCGCGGGCGACGUGCUCGCGCAGCAGGCGAUCGAGCGGCGGGGACGGCGGCACGACUUCGUGCGCACGGCGCGGCUGAGCUUUUACGGCGGCGCCCUCUUCGGCCCGGUCAUCACCAAAUGGUUCACGCUGCUCAACCGGCUGCAGUUCGCGUCCCCCACGCGUGGGAUCGUGUACAAGGUGUGGCUCGACCAGGCGAUCGCGAGUCCGGCGGUCGUGGCAUACUUCUUCACGUCGAUGACUUUGUUGGAGGGGAAGCCGCUGUACGAAGUCGGAGAGAGGCUGGGCGACGCCUACGUCCCCACGCUCCUGCGCAACUGGUGCGUCUUCGUGCCGGCGCAGGCGCUCAACUUCGCGGUGGUGCCCGCGCACAUGCGCUUCGUGUUCGUGAGCGUCGUGUCGCUGUUCUGGAACACGUACCUGAGCGCGGUGAACGCGCAGACGAAGGCGCGCGAGGAGGGGGCGGGGGCGGGGGCGGGGCACGCCAGGGUCGAGUGA
Molecule: messenger RNA, 652 nt
Organism: Gloeophyllum trabeum ATCC 11539
Lineage: Eukaryota; Fungi; Basidiomycota; Agaricomycetes; Gloeophyllales; Gloeophyllaceae
Exons: 7
Coding region: 71-652 (193 amino acids)
Cellular component (GO): membrane; mitochondrion; cytoplasm
Source: RefSeq, a predicted model, not a curated record